This is a messenger RNA of Ceratosolen solmsi marchali, 5290 nucleotides long. Its product is annotated as rho guanine nucleotide exchange factor 10. The record is from RefSeq and is a predicted model, not a curated record. Gene Ontology annotation, molecular function: protein binding; guanyl-nucleotide exchange factor activity. The transcript has 17 exons. The coding region runs from base 68 to 5191 and encodes 1707 amino acids. Lineage: Eukaryota; Metazoa; Arthropoda; Insecta; Hymenoptera; Agaonidae. Gene Ontology annotation, biological process: positive regulation of stress fiber assembly; actin cytoskeleton organization.
AGUCGUCGAAAGCGGAAUGGCGUGCACGUGUCGGCGGUCGGGAGCCGGAGGCAUCCCGAAAUGAGCGAUGAUGGCCAGCUCCUCGACAUUGGGCUGCGGAGCAGGUGGCGGCUCGGUGGUAGCGACGUCGAAGAUGGCCGGCGCGACGGCAGCUGGAGCGUCGUUGCCCACCCCAACGUCCCGGCGGGCUAACCUAGAGUUCCCUCCGCCGCCCCCUUACCCACCCCCGCACAACGGUGCCGGGGCCAUUGUGGCCUCCUGCUCCGGCAUCAUGCAGCAAUUGCCGCAGCAUCAUCAGCAGGAGCACCACCAUUACCAGCAGCAUCGGCACCGGGCGCUGGUACACUCCCCGAGGCCGCUUCACGAUUACUCCUACGCGUAUUACGAACCCGGGCCAAGCCGCAGUCACUCGCCGGCCACUUGCGCCGCGGCCUCGGCUCUCGUCAGGCUCGUCCAACAUCCCCAGGACUACCAGAUGCUGCAGCAGCAGCAACCGCAGCAAGAGCAGCAUCAGCAGGCGUAUCAGCAAGUGCAGGCCUAUCAGCUCCACCAGCACCGUCAGGAUCCGCAUAAGAGGCAUACGUACGUGACGCGUUACGGCACCGAGGAGAACAUCUACGAGGAGAUCUCGGAGAUCGGGCGACAAUGCCGCCGGGGACUGCACGGCUCGCGUCGGUCCUUGGUUGCGGACGAGGUGCGCCAGGUCCAGUCUCGGCACCGGCGGGUUCUCGGCGAGCUGAACCUCAGCGUGGAGGCGAUGCUAAUGCCGACUCUCGCCGACCAGACGGCCGAUGACGAGCCCGAGGACGGCGAUGAUCAGCCGAACGUGAGCAACGGCGCCGCGGACGAGCUGCUGCUCGGCUCCGUUAGCAGCCAACCCGACGAGCUGCUCUCCUCGCCGAUCGGCUGCGGCGACCUCGACAGCGGCUUCAGCGGCAGCUCCAGCGCCAGCUACAGGUCGGGCUUGGGAUCGCUGAGACGCAGUCUGGGAAGGACUUGCACUCCCGAGCUUCUGAGCAACGUCCAUCUCCUUGGCUGUAACAAUCAUCAUCAUCAUCACCAGCAGCAGCAGCAGCAACAACAACAGCAGCAGCAGCAACAACAACAGCAGCAUCAGCAUCAGCAGCAACAGCAGCAACAGCGCAGCAAGACCAAAGCCGCUAUGAUAUGGAAGAAAGGCUGGAAGAGUUGGAAGAAGCUUCAGGGACUUGGCGGCAAUUCACAAAAAACUGAUGAGCCCCGUUCGAGGUGCAGAUCGUGGGACGACGUAGGGCCGACGAGGAUGGAGACCCAGCAGCAGCAGCAGCAGCAACAGCAUAGCGCUCUCGAGACAACGAGGUCCAGUGCAUCCGCCCAGUCGGCCAGGAGCGAGGACUCCUGGUGCUCGGCCUCGGACCAUGAUCUCUCCUCCGACGACGAGAGCGAGAAGAGCAAUAUCAGUAUUAAAAGCAACUGCCAGCUGAGGAAUACACUCCACAAGGCCCGGACGUUCUGCGAUAAGUGGCGGGCCCAGAAUAUGAGGAUCAGCGGCGGCGGUGGCGGUGGUGGCGGUGGCGGCGGAGGUGGUGGUGGCAGCAGCGGUACCGGUGCUGGAGGUGCUAGCCUGGGCGGCGCUGCCGUUACGGAGUCGCUGGACGCCACGGGCGGCCAGGGAAGACUCUCCAGGUGGUUCAGCAUGCGCCGAGGAUCGAGCCACCAGUACGACAUCGACACCUCCGACUCCGUCUCCCUCACCAGCCCCAUGAAGCUGCCACACCAGAUGCCCCAGCUCUGCGAGGUCGAGGAGGAGAGCGGACCCAUCACGCAGUUCCAGUGCGUGCAGCAGCGGAGGCAAGCGCCCCCCUCCUUGCCGCCCGCACCGCCGAACCUCAGCGCCCAGCAGCUGAAGCGGCGCCACAUCGUCGCAGCCAUAGUGCACUCGGAGAACAGCUACGUCGCUACGCUCCAGAGGCUCGUCAACGACUACAAGAAGCCCCUGGAGGAGUCCUCGCCACCCGUCCUCAGCCAGUCGAAGAUAGCGACCCUCUUCCACCGGCUCCCGGAGAUCUUGCAGUGCCACACGCUAUUCCGCAUCGCCCUCGCGGAGUGUGUGCGCUCGUGGGACAAGGACGAGAAGCUCGGCGACGUGUUUGUCGCGAGCUUCAGCAAGGCCAUCGUCCUCGACAUCUACAGCGGCUUCAUCAACAACUUCUCGGUAGCGAUGGACCUUGCUAAGCAAGAAUCCAAGCGAAAGACUGCCCUUGCAGACUUCUUCAAGGUCAAACAGAUUAGCGCCCAUGACAGAUUGUCUUUCUUUGGUUUGAUGGUUAAGCCGGUUCAAAGGUUCCCACAGUUCAUCUUGUUUUUGCAAGAUCUACUGAAACAUACUCCACACGGACACCAUGACAGAAUGUCGCUUCAACUGGCACUCACGCAGAUGGAAAGCUUGGCGGAAAUGCUGAACGAGAGGAAGAGGGAGGCCGAGCAAUUCCAAGCGUUCAAGGAAAUGUUACGUCACGUUUCCGGCAAACUCUCACAUCGACCGCUUUCCUCGUCCUCGAGAUAUCUCAUAAGAGAGGACAAUGUCACGCAACUGGAGUUCAAUCAAAACGGAAUGAUCACAAAAUCGAAAAGGCGAAGACUGCUGCUCUUGAACGAUCUCGUCGUGUGCGUUUCGGUAGCACCGAGGUCGGCCGAGGACUUCUCUGGCAGCGAGAGACUGACACUAAAGUGGACGUAUCCGGUAUCGGAUAUAGAGAUACAAGACACGAGCACGUCUCCGACGCUUAGUCGACUACUGACCGCAGGCCUGAACAAAGGAGGCAGUUUGAAGUCCGACAGAAGUGGCGAGGGUGGCCAAGCCGGAGCCGACAGUCUUUGCGCGGAAAUGAACGAUCUAAUGCACGAUUACGAGGCGAUGUCGAGGAUUAGCGACUUGGUUGCUCAACUGAAGGGAUCGUACGAGGGGAUGACGACGGAGACGGUGAAGCAAAUUUUGCAUGGAAUUCAAUCGUCUAUACAGGCCAAGGACGAGGAAAUGGUUUGGGCCGACAGCUGCUGCCUACAGCUAAUGACAAAACAAGGACAAAUGUAUACGUUCCAGACGGAAAAUCCGCUCGUCAAGAAAGACUGGAUUACGGAAUUAAGACUCGCGCAAUUGGCGCUGGACCCCAACAAUUCGCCAUCUUGGGAAGUACCGGAGCAGGAACAAAGACCGUCCACGAAAAUGCCCCUGUUCGUUACAUCCCAACCAGUUUAUCAUUCGCAACACCAAUCAGAAGUACGUUGCGGCUGCUACUACGUCACGCAAAAUCCCCGGCCGACGAGGCGACGGGGCAGGCACCAGAGCUACCUGUGGAUCUGCACGGACGACGGGGUAUCGACCCACGUGACCGUGUUCGGCCAGUCGACGACCGCCACGGCCACCUCCCUCAAGCAGAUCACGUCGUUCGACCUCGUGGAGACGCGCGUCGCAGCCGUAGAGUUCGUCAAGGGGCUGAAUAACGAGCAGCCAAGCCUGUCGAGCGACCUCGUCUGGAUGGGAACGGACUCGCGGAAACUCAUCAUCUACACAGCCUCGGAGCCGGAGAAGCAGGAGGAGCUCGGCAGCUACCCGGUCUCCGGGCCCGUCAUACAGAUAAAGUAUCACUACGACAACGUCUUCGUAGCGCUGGGCACGGGCUCGCUUCUCAUGUUCAAGAGGCUCUACGACGGCGCCUGGAACCUCAAGGAGCCCAACGUCAUUGCACUAGGUGCGGAUCCGGUCUCCUGCCUCAUGCCCAUCAAUUCCUCGGUGUACGCGGCCUGUGGCAAGAAAGUCUGGGUGCUGAACGCCAUGACCGGCGAGAACGCCAAGAGCUUCAGUGCUCAGCACGAGCACGUCGGCAACGUAAAACUCAUGGCCCACUCGGGAGUCGGUCUCUGGGUGGCCCUCAAGAACUCGAGCACCGUCUGCCUCUACCACACGGAAACGUUCAAGCACCUCCAAGAUAUCAACAUCGCCUCGAACGUCCUGCGAAUCACCAAGUCCGGGGGCUGUAGCGGACCUGGGCUCGGCGUCGGGAUCGGCAGUGGUGAUAGCUUGAACAACAACCAGGCCUCGGUGACAGUCACGGCGCUGAUGGCCUGCAAGGGUCUCCUCUGGGUCGGCACGAAUGUCGGCAUUAGCCUGACGAUCCCCCUACCGCGACUCGAGGGCGUGCCCAUUAUCAGCGGCCGGGUUAACAUCUCGUACCACGCGCACUUCGGUCCCAUCACCUUCCUCCUCGCCGUGCAGAACAGCAAGAGCAACGUGGGCUGCGCGAAGGACGAGGAGGAGCCGGAGGAGGAGCAGGCGCAGCUCAGGGGCGGCAAGGACCUCGAGCACGUCGGUCACAGCCAGAGGCAGAGAUCCGACCGGGCCAGCCUCGACGUCUCCAUCUCCUCCAAUGUGUCGGCCAAUGUUCUCAAGUUCAAGCAGCAGCUCGCCAGCAGCCCCGUCCUUCUGAGGCGCAAGCGCAGUAAAGAGAACGAAUACAGGGGCUCGAAGACGUUGCCUCGCGGAUUGGGCUGCGGUGGGGGCUUCCUCUCCAACUCAAUGUCCAGCUCGCAGAGCUCCGGGGAGAACUGCGACGUCUACGGGCUGUACGGCGAGCUCAUGUACGUGAAGGACUAUGAGAACGAGAGCGGCGCCGUGAUCGAUCCGGUGUACGAGACCUUGAGACGCAGCGACCCCGAGCUCGCGAUACCGAACAAAGUCAGCACCCUCGACCGCAGGCUGAAGAUGAAGAUAACGAGGCCGAGAUCGCUCGACCUUUCCAACUGGUCGGUCGACUCGCACGCGAGCUCCCUCUACACGUCCUCGGGUUCCGAGGAGAACCUCUCGCUCAAGGCUGGCAAGCUCUCGCGCAACAACAACAGCAACAACAACAACAACAACAACAGCAACAACAACAACAACAACAACAGCAACAACAACAACAACAACAACAGCAACAACAACAACAACAACAACACCAAGCAAAAGUCCCAGGGCAAGAAGUCCGGCGGACCCAAGUCGUCCCAGCUGGAUCAGCCGAGGCGCACCGUACUCACCCUCAUGGGUGGUCGGGGUUACGUCAAUUGGCGGCAGGUUGGCGCCCAGAAGGAGGACAAGAAUCAAAAGUCAGGCUAUGCCUUUAAGGAUCCCAACAGCAACGACGCCCACAUCGUACUCUGGGAGAUGAAGUUAUGAUACCGAUUUAAAGUAGCCUACUUUACUGGUACCAAAAAGAGGCAUUAUUUACUUUCCUAAUGAUUUAAGUGCUAUAAUAGUGUAAAAGGACCAAAUAAU